UCUCUCUCCUUCCUCCACAAGUGUCACCAGCGGAAGAGGGGCUGGGAGCCUGCUGCCUUCAGCUCAUGCCACCCAGCAAGCAGCAACUGAAGCAGCAGCAGGUAGAGCUGGCCAGACUCAUGGCAUCUCCCAACUCAGGCCUGACGAGCAACUUGCAGGGCUACUCUGGAAGGGUUGUGGCCCUGAGGGGGCAGAGCCUGGACAACAAUGAGGUGGAUGGGGCUGGCAGAAGGGAGCUGGCGCUGCAGGUCGGGGACAGCGGGGAGAGCGAUGAAGAUCCUGACCCAGCUGAGGACCUGCUGGUGACCUCUGCGACAGAGCUGUCUGUGCUGGAGAGACUGGGCCUGCACAGAGUGGCUUUGACUGAGCAGGACGUGGAGGCAGCAUUUGCACACUUGGCCUUAGCUUUCCGCUGCGACAUGUUCACGCUGCGCCGGCGGGUGCAGGUGGAGGAGCGGGCGCGCGAUGUGGCGGAGGAAAACAUCCAGCAGGAGCUGGAGGAGUGCCGGGCGGCCGUGCAGAAGCUGGGCCUCUCAUGUCUAGACCCCAAGCGCAAGGAGGUGGUGGAGCAGUUGCAGCUCAGCCUGACGGUGCUGGCGGGGGCCAUCGAGCGGGCCAUGGGUGCGGCGGAGAAGCUUGGAGCCGUCCAUCAGGAGGCACGGAUGAGCCGGGCAACGGACGUGAUGGUGCAGCACGUGGAGAACCUGAAGAGGCAUCACUUGCGGGAGCACGCGGAGCUGGAGGAGAUGAAGCGGCUGAUCCAGCAGAACUCCCGCAACCGGCAGCUGGCCGAGAACAGGGACGAUGCAGAGCAGAGGCUGAGGCAUCCCCUGAUGAGGACGUUCCAGCAGGUGUCGGCUCGCCGAAGAGUCAGCAUCGCCGUCAUCCCCAAGCAGCUGCUGCACGUUCAAAGCCAAGAAAACGGGCAAGCACCCAAGGAUGAGGCAGGGAAGCUGGGAGGGGAGAGCACCCUGAGUGCAGAGAGGCAACGCUGCUGCCUCCAGGAGGACUCCACCGACGAGUGCUUCAUCCUGCACGUCAGCCCCUCCAGCUCCUUGCAUCAAAGCCUGGAGGGCAUGGACAGCGCUCAGCCUCAGGGGGCAGGAGCCCCCCGUGCCGAAGGGAGCGAGCCUGAGCUGCGGAGAAGAAGAAGUGCCGGCCAGAGCAUGAAGCAGGAGCCCAGCAAGGAGUCGGACAGUGGGGGGCUGAGCGAGGAGCUGGAGCAGCUCAGUCUGAUGUCCAGAGGGUCCAGGAAGGAGCUUUGCAGGCUGUGGAUCUGUCUGCCCCAGUACUACUGGGUUUUCAUCUGGCUGCUUUUCCUGGGGAUUGCAUGCCUGGUUCUGAUCCGGAUUCUGGAGCUGCAGAAGCAACAGCAGGCAGUGAGCCCCAAAUCCUAGCACAAAGGAGCAGGAGGAUGAGAGCGACACGCGUCAGACUUGGCACUGCUGGUGCCCCUUCCCUGCUUAAUUUA
This is a messenger RNA of Gavialis gangeticus (Gharial), 1471 nucleotides long. RefSeq names its product lymphoid-restricted membrane protein-like. Bases 66 to 1397 code for a protein of 443 amino acids. The record is from RefSeq and is a predicted model, not a curated record. The transcript is spliced from 15 exons. Lineage: Eukaryota; Metazoa; Chordata; Crocodylia; Gavialidae. Gene Ontology annotation, cellular component: endoplasmic reticulum membrane.